AUGUCUGUUCAAGAGAUUGCAAUAAAUAAACAUGCAAUUCUCCCUCCUAUCAUUAGUAAUUGUGAUAAGGAGUUUUUGGAAAGAAUGCAAAGAUAUAUAAUUAUAGAAACUGAAAGAGUGGGCUGUACUGAUGAAGGACCAGCUGAUGAAUAUUUCAUCAUAUACAGAAAUGUAUUUGAUAAGAUAAUAGAGCAUGUCACUGCAUACAAAACUAUUCUUACUUCAAUCAAACAAGAAUAUGAUUCAUUCAUUGAGACAAUAAAGAAGGGUCAAAGAAAUGCGUUUUAUCUUCAUGGAAAGCUGAAAGUUCUGGCAGCAGAGCCCACAACACUGGUAUAUCAUAGGAAAAGAGUAGUCCAACUUGAAGCAAAGAUAAGGGUUAUUGAAGCUAAUUCCUCAAAGAUUCAAAUGCAACUAAAGAAAUUAAGACAAGUUAAGAAAAAGGGCCUUGUAAAAGAAGUAAGCUAUCUCUCAACUACUGUAAAUCCUUCAAGGUCCAUUCCAGGCAUGACCCUAGCAGAAUCUGUCGAUCUAGAUUCUCUUAAUAAAUAUCUUGAUCGUCUUGAAGAAAAAUAUGAAGAAGUUAAACACCAUGUGAUGGCAAAAUACAUCCCACAUGUGAGAAAGGCUGACUUAGAUGAAGAAAAGGUCCGGUCAUUACAGAGGCGAGAUAUAGCUGAAGCACUAAACAACGAAUUACGGUUUCGUCAUAGAAAAACAGAAAUGGUUUUAAGUGCAUUUUCUACCUGGAUACAAUCUGACAUGAGCAUUUCUUUUCAAGACUUCAUAAUCCAACUUAGUAAAACUCAAAAAUUUUUACAAGAUGAUCAAACGCUUGCUGAGGAGUUACUUGAAGAAGACCCGAGCAAGGCUAAGGAAGCUGAACAGUUACUUGACUACAUUGAAAGGUUCAAUGAAUUGUUUGUAAAUGGUGACUAUGAGUCUGCAGCUGUUUUUGCGGUGAACAGUCCUAGAGGAAUUCUUCGAAACACAGGAACAAUGAAGAAAUUUCAGGAUGUUGGUAAAAUUAGAGGGAAAACUCUUCCUUUACUGUUAUUCUUUGAGGCUCUUUUCACUACAAGUCGUGCUGCUAGGAAAUCUGUCAAUGCUCAUUUGACUCUGGAAGGAAUUAAAUGUGGAUUAUCUGAAAACCGAUUGGAUCUAGUUAUGCACUGGGUGACCCAGCAGAGAAUAACAUUUUCUGAAAAAGCUGGGGAUGUAAUUUGCCAAUAUGGGGAACAGAAUCCACACAACAAGUCCAAGUGCCUGGCUUUAGCCCAGAUUAUCUAUACUGAAUGUGGUCUGCAUAAGAAAGCUGUUCUUUGCCUAUGUAAACAAGGUCAGAUUUAUGGAGCCAUGGAAUAUAUACAACAAUUCAAAGACUUUUCUCAUGAUGAUCUUAUGGACAUAAUAAAAAUAUGUCCUCAAGUUGAAUUAAUUAAUUGUCUUACUGGUGAAUGGAAGGGAAAAUCACCAUCUCUGUCUUACUGUCUUAUUGUACUUCAUUUCUUCUCCAUUGGAAUGAAAAAGGCUGGCUUAAGUCUGCUUCAAGAACUAGAUAAAAAUGGGAAGGAGGCAACAGAACGACUUAUGACAACCGAUCCAUUCUGUUCCUUAGAGGAGUGGCAAGAACUGGCGGUUGUGUGUAUCCAGAACGGCUUUUGCAAAUUGUCCAAUGACAUCAUUUCCAUCCUCAGAUCUCAGGAAGGAGUAUCUGAAAUUCCUCCAGAUGGAGAAUUCAACAUAAUGGAACAUGUUUUUUGGUAG
Messenger RNA from Trichosurus vulpecula (common brushtail), 1767 nucleotides. RefSeq names its product clathrin heavy chain linker domain containing 1 (gene CLHC1). Bases 1 to 1767 code for a protein of 588 amino acids. The record is from RefSeq and is a predicted model, not a curated record. Lineage: Eukaryota; Metazoa; Chordata; Mammalia; Diprotodontia; Phalangeridae. The transcript has 11 exons.